UUUCAUUGCUGUUUGUUCUUCGUCUGAUCGUCUCCGCCCAAUUUUUUUUUUUUUUAAAAACUCCCCCCUAAAACUCAAGACUUCACUCCUUUGAGACUGAAACACUGGGAAAACCCACUGAAAUUUGAUGCACAUUGCUUUACAGAGGCUGUAAAACCCUUAGAAAUCACUGAAUUUUCACAUCUAAGCACCGAGAAGAUUAGGGUUUAGGGGGGGUUUUGUUCUUAAUUUCUCCUUCCUCUCCACAAACUUUCAAUAUUUUGGUGCAAUGGGGGCUUCGCCAGAUGGAAAGGGAAACGGGGGAAUGGGCAGUACUAGUGGUGAAAAGUUUGCAAAUGGAACUGAUUUGAAUAUGGAUAUAGAUGAAGAUGAUGAUGUGUUUGAUGAGCUGGUCAGUGUGCAAGAGCUGGGAGAAGAGUUUUUGAGGAAUUUCUGUAGGAAAGCUGCCGUGUCUUUCUUCAAUCAGUAUGGUCUAGUAAGUCAUCAAAUAAACUCUUACAAUGAUUUCAUAAAAUACGGUCUCCAGAACACCUUCGACUCCUUUGGGGAGUUUGUUAUUCAUUCUGGUUAUGAUCCAUCGAAGAAGGGAGAAGGUGACUGGCGUCAUGCCAGAGUGAAGUUUGGGAAAGUCACCGUUGAGAGGCCAACCUUUUGGGCUGUCACAGGUGGCAAUGAGCUCAACAUGCUUCCUAGGCAUGCCCGCCUUCAGAACAUGACUUACUCAUCCAGGAUGAAGGUUACUGUUGAGCUUCAGGUAUAUACAGCAAAAAGUGUAAAGAGUGACAAGUUUAAAACUGGAAGAGAAGAAAUUGUUGAAGAGGAGAUCGUGCAUCAAGAUAACAGGGAGAUUAUAAUUGGAAGGAUCCCUGUGAUGGUUAAGUCUGAGCUGUGCUGGAUGAAUGAGGUUGAAAAGUCUGAUUGUGAUUUUGAUCACGGAGGUUAUUUUCUCAUCAAGGGCGCAGAGAAGAUAUUCAUUGCACAAGAGCAAAUCUCUCUGAAGAGGCUCUGGAUUUCAAACAUACAGGGCUGGACUGUUGCCUACAGGUCGGAGGUGAAGAGAAAUAGGCUAAUUAUCAGACUAGUGGAGAAUUCCAAAGUAGAAUAUAUCAAAGGGGGGGAGAAAAUCCUGACUGUUUUCUUCUUGUCGAUUGAGAUCCCCGUUUGGAUUUUAUUUUUUGCCCUUGGUGUACGAUCAGACAAGGAAGUUGUAAGUCUGAUUGAUUAUGGAAGCAGUGAUUCAAGUAUAUCAAACAUACUGUUCGCGUCGAUUCGUGAUGCUGAUUGGAAAUGCCGCAAUUUUCGUGAAGAAAGUGCUGCUCUCAACCAUUUGGAUAGGUUACGCAAAGAAACUAGAUUUCCCCCCGAAGAAAGUGUUGAAGAGUGCCUUGGAAAGUAUCUGUUUCCCUCUCUCAAAGGAUUCAAGCAGAAGGCUCGGUUCUUGGGGUACAUGGUCAAGAGUCUUUUGCAAGCAUUCACCGGUCAUCGAAAAUGUGACAAUAGAGAUGAUUUUAGGAACAAGAGGUUGGAGUUGGCCGGUGAGCUGCUUGAGCGUGAGAUGAAAGUUCAUAUUGCCCAUGCAAGGAGACGUAUGGCAAAGACUCUGCAGAGGGAUCUUUAUGCGGAUCGUACUGUUCGUCCAAUUGAGCAUUAUCUUGAUGCUUCCAUAGUUACAAAUGGGCUCUCUAGAGCAUUUUCUACUGGAGCUUGGUCUCAUCCUUACAAAAAGAUGGAAAGGAUAUCAGGUGUAGUGGCAAAUCUCGGACGAGCAAAUCCAUUGCAGACAAUGGUUGAUUUGAGAAAAACACGACAGCAGGUUCAGUACACUGGAAAGGUCGGAGAUGCGAGAUACCCACAUCCUUCUCAUUGGGGAAAAGUUUGCUUUCUCUCUACUCCUGAUGGUGAAAAUUGUGGGCUUGUUAAGAAUCUGGCUACCACUGCUCUUGUGAGUACGAACAUAGUGAAAUCCGUAGUGGAAUCCAUAGUCGACACGUUGUUUGAUUCUGGAAUGGAGAAAGUGGUUAAUGAUACUUCAAGCUCACUUGAUGGGAAAGAUAAGGUCUUUCUGAAUGGGGAAUGGGUUGGUGUUUGUGAAGAUUCUCUUUUCUUUGCCGCUGAACUUAGAAGAAAACGACGCAGGAAAGAAUUGCCGUAUCAGGUGGAAAUUAAAAGAGAUGAGCAUAAAGGAGAGGUGCGGAUCUUUACUGAUGCUGGGAGGAUUCUACGCCCGCUUUUAGUUGUUGAAAAUCUGUUCAAACUAAAAGCAUUCAAGGGCAAGGAAAAUUAUGCUUUCCAGCCCCUUUUAGACAAGGGGAUUGUUGAACUCAUUGGAGCUGAAGAGGAAGAAGAUUGUCGCACGGCAUGGGGUAUCAGGUACCUCUUAACCGAAGUUGAGGGGAAGCAACCUGUCAAGUACACGCAUUGUGAGCUGGACAUGUCAUUUCUUUUGGGUUUAAGCUGUGGAAUCAUUCCAUUUGCCAAUCAUGAUCAUGCGCGGAGGGUUCUUUACCAAGCCCAGAAGCAUUCUCAGCAGGCAAUUGGGUUCUCUACAACGAACCCAAACAUCAGGGUGGACACUUUGUCGCACCAGAUGUAUUAUCCCCAAAGGCCACUCUUCCAUACGAUGACUGCUGAUUGUCUUGGUAAAUCUGGAUUUCCUCUUGGUCAGAAUAGAUUGGAACCGAAGCCAGAACUCUACAAUGGCCAGAAUGCUAUUGUGGCUGUAAAUGUUCAUCUCGGUUACAACCAAGAGGAUUCCUUGGUAAUGAACCGGGCCUCGAUAGAGCGUGGGAUGUUCCGCACCGAACAUGUAAGAAGUUACAAAGCUGAAGUAGAUAACAAGGAAAUCCAGGAGAAGAGGCGGAAGGCUGAAGAUAUUGUAAACUUUGGAAAAACAGAAAGUAAGAUUGGACGGGUGGACAGCCUUGAUGAUGAUGGUUUUCCUUAUAUCGGUGCUUCCCUGCAGUCUGGUGACAUUGUCAUUGGGAGGUUUGCGGAAUCUGGAGCUGAUCAUGGUGUAAAACUGAAGCACACCGAAAGAGGCAUGGUUCAGAAAGUUGUGUUAUCUUCAAAUGAUGAUGGGAAAAAUUUUGCUGUGGUGUCUCUGAGACAGGUUCGUUCUCCCUGUCUUGGAGACAAGUUCUCAAGCAUGCAUGGGCAAAAGGGGGUCCUUGGUUUUCUGGAGUCUCAUGAGAACUUUCCUUUCACAACUCAAGGAAUAGUUCCUGAUAUCGUGAUUAACCCACAUGCAUUUCCUUCACGACAAACGCCAGGUCAACUCUUGGAGGCUGCCUUGGGAAAGGGGAUCGCCUGUGGUGGGUCGAAGAAACAUGCCACCCCUUUCUCCACUCUCUCCAUAGAUGCCAUUACAGAACAGCUUCACAGGGCUGGGUUUUCAAGAUGGGGAAAUGAGAGAGUUUACAAUGGUCGGACUGGUGAGAUGGUUCGGUCACUCAUAUUUAUGGGUCCAACAUUCUAUCAGCGUCUUGUCCACAUGGCUGAAGACAAAGUGAAAUUUCGUAACACUGGACCUGUGCACCCACUUACAAGGCAGCCAGUUGCAGACCGGAAACGUUAUGGCGGGAUCAAAUUUGGUGAGAUGGAGCGGGACUGCCUUAUUGCUCAUGGUGCAUCAGCCAACUUGCAUGAGCGCCUCUUCACGCUUAGCGAUUGCUCACAGAUGCAUGUAUGUCAGAAUUGCAAAAAUGCUGCAAAUGUUAUUGAACGGACCGUAGCAGCUGGUCGGAAGAUUAGGGGACCCUAUUGCCGGGUUUGCCAGUCAGGGGAUGAGAUUGUGAAGGUUAGUGUGCCGUAUGGUGCCAAGUUACUGUGCCAGGAACUAUUCAGCAUGGGGAUUAGUCUGAAAUUUGAGACACAGCUUUGUUGAGUUAGCUGCUAAACUCUUUAUCAACUGUUAUAACUUCUAAUCGCAAAUACUUGGGUUCUUUUGGUUGAAUGAUGAUGUAAAUAUUAGCAAUCGAAGUUAUUGCAGAAUUUAACUUGUCAA
Gossypium raimondii (Peruvian cotton) is the source of this 4003-nucleotide messenger RNA. RefSeq names its product DNA-directed RNA polymerase D subunit 2b. Gene Ontology annotation, biological process: DNA-templated transcription. The transcript is spliced from 8 exons. NCBI's taxonomy places the organism in Eukaryota, Viridiplantae, Streptophyta, Magnoliopsida, Malvales, Malvaceae. The record is from RefSeq and is a predicted model, not a curated record. Gene Ontology annotation, molecular function: ribonucleoside binding; DNA binding; DNA-directed RNA polymerase activity. Gene Ontology annotation, cellular component: RNA polymerase II, core complex. Bases 269 to 3883 code for a protein of 1204 amino acids.